Molecule: messenger RNA, 4809 nt
Organism: Schistosoma curassoni
Lineage: Eukaryota; Metazoa; Platyhelminthes; Trematoda; Strigeidida; Schistosomatidae
Source: the annotation of a GenBank genome assembly
AUGACUAAUACAAUUCAAAAUGUAUCAUUAUGUGUUGAUAAUAUACAGAUCCCUUCAAUGAUAUCGGAAUUAUCAUGGAUGAAUCAAUCGGAUUUAUGUUCAGGAAUAACAACUAUGAAGAUGACGGAGAUAGCAGAAACAGCGACAACAACGAUGACGACAACAACAACAACGUCAUCAUCGUCAACUUCAUCUACAUCUUGUAGUGAUUAUCAUUUUGAUGGAUCACAUCAUUUACAUAUGUUAUUUCGAUAUCCUCAUAAAUAUAUAGGAAAAAUUCCAAAAAAUAUACCUAAAUUAAAACAGAAUCAAGAAUCAGACUUAAAAUAUCAUCAAAUACAAUCCAAUAAUGAUUUACGUAUAAAACUUGAACGUGAAUUAUCUCAAAAAGUACGUCAAGCUGUAAAAACUCCACCACGUGAACGUAUUAUUCGUAGACGUUUAAAUGAAUUUCAUUAUGAAAUAAAUAAACGUUUAAAAAAUGAAGAAAAGAAAAAACAACUUGUUAUACAAAUGAAUGAUAAGUUAAAUUUCAACGUAACAACAAAUACUACUAAUACAAAUAUAAGUAGUUCAAAUAAUAUGAAUAAUAUAAAUGUAAUGGAUUUACGUAUGCAUCCAGAAUCAUAUUAUCAACAUUUAAAUUGGUCUAAAAAAUCUAAUAUAAACAUGAAUAGUCAAAGUAUAUUAUGGAAUAAAAAGUCUGGAUUAUCAAAGAAAGAGAUAAACAAUUCAACAUUUGUACCUGUUACCGAAAAUAAUCAUGAAAAUAGUUACUAUGAUAAUCAAAUUUCUUUAGAUAGUAAUGAAGUGCAUAAGAAUGAAGAUACAUCUGAUAGUAAUCAAUCAUUAUUAUACUACUUAAAUAACAAUUCUAUUAAAUCCUAUUUACAUGAUCAUCAUUCAUUUAAUAAACCACUCAAUAAUGAUUCAUUUAUUAAUUGUAUAUCAAAUAAUACUACUUAUUCAAAAUAUCUAAUGCAUAAAUUACAUAAUUAUAAAAAUACCAUUCUAAACUUAAAACAAUCCUUAUUACCUAUUUCAUCCAUUCAUCCAUCCACUUCUAAUCAUUUAGAAUAUAAUCAUGAAUAUGAUCAAUUAUUAAAUGAUACAUUUACAUUUGAUUGGAAUAUAAAUGAAUCAAAUGUUGAUCGGGAUCAAUCUAUUGAUAAUGAUCAUAAUGAUGAUCGUAAUGAUGAUGAUCAUGAUGAUGAUCUGGAUCAUACUAUAACUAAUCAUAUACAUAAAUAUUAUCAAAUGCGAUCUAGUUAUUUAACUGAUGAAGAUAUACAAUUAAUACAUAAAUAUUAUGAGAAAUUAUAUAAGAAUAAAAGGAUAUUAGAUAGAAUGAAUAGAAAAUUAGUAAAGAAUCAUUUAUGUACACGUCAAUCGAUUAUGGAAAAAUUUGGACGAUUAACUGAUGGUGAAAAACAAUUGUUUUAUUUCAGUGGUACUAGAACAGCUUAUCUAAUGGCUACAAUUCAAUCUCAAUAUAAAUUACCUGAUGGUACACAAUAUCGUUUAAUGAAUCAAUCAACUAAUAAACCAUUAGAUUAUGUAAUAAUCAAUAAUUCAUUUAUUGAUCAAACAAUAAAUGAUUGUUCUUCUUCUUCUAAAGUUAAUAAUUCUAAUAAUCAUAAUACCCAAACAACAAAUUGUUCAUUCAAUACACUUCCUACAUUGAUCGAUUGGAAUGCAGUUGUUCGUGAUAGACAUGGACCAUUUUGGCCACAAAAUUAUGGACCCAUCUGUCAAACAAUAUCUAAUUUACAUAUAGAAACAAACAAUUCGAAUGAUCCUAAUGUUAAUAAACCAACCAUUCCUGAUUAUACUGAAGAGAUGAAUCAACUAAAAAACAAGCAACCUUAUUUCAAAGAAAUACGAGUUAUUUUCGAUUCAGAAUGUAGUCCUUGUUUAUCAGGAACAUCAAGUACAUCAAUAUCAUCUCCCUUAGAUAUAAAGCAGUUAGUUGAAGAGUUAACCAACGAUCAACAAUGGACACCACCAUGUUUAGUCUUUGAAUCGAGAUUUGAAUCAGGAAAUCUACGACAAGUUAGACGAAUAGGACCAUUUCAUUAUGAAUUUUUAUUAAAACCGGAUCUAUAUACAAAACGUCAUGUACAAUGGUAUUUUUUUCGUGUACAAAAUAUACUUCCUGGUUUUAUUUAUACAUUUCUUAUUGUAAAUUUUACAAAACCAACAAGUUUAUAUUCACAAGGUUUACAACCUUUAUUGUAUUCAAAAAUGAAUUAUCAACAAAAUGGUAAGAAAUGGAUACGUGUUGGAAGAAAUAUCAAAUAUACACGUAAUACAAUGAAUUUAUCCAAUCAUUUACUUGAUACAAAUAGUGAAUAUUAUCAAUUGGAAUGGGAAAUGGAAUUUCCUUAUGCCAAUGAUAUUUGUUAUUUGGCCUAUUCCUAUCCGUACACCUAUACAAAUUUAAAAUUUGAUUUGAAUGAAUUACUUAUUAAAUCAAACGAAAAUGAAACAUUGAACAAAACAAUUAAUUGUGAAGUAUUAUGUCAAACUAGAGCUGGCAACUCAUGUUUCCUGGUUACAAUUACUGAUCAAAACAUACCAAAUAAAGAUAAAUAUGCAGUUGUAAUCACUGGUCGUGUUCACCCUGGUGAAACCAAUUCUAGUUGGAUAACUUAUGGAUUAUUGAAAUUUUUAACAAGUAAUCAAUCAAUUGUAUUAACAUUGAAAAAACAAUAUAGUUUCUAUAUUAUACCAAUGUUAAAUCCUGAUGGAGUAAUUGUUGGAAACUAUAGAUGUUCACUAACAGGGAGAGACUUAAAUCGUAAUUAUCGUCAACCAAAAAAAGAUGUAUUUCCAACUGUAUGGACAGUGAAACAACUUGUGAAAUGGUGUAAAAAAACAUAUAAAGAUGUUAUUUAUUGUGAUAUGCAUGGACAUAGUCGACGGAAUAAUAUAUUCAUGUAUGGUUGUGAUCCAUUAUAUAGACAUUCUAAAAUAUUUAAUAAUACUAAGAAAUCUUUACAUGAAAGAAUACUCCCAUAUAUCAUAUCUCAACAGGCCACUUCGUAUUUUUCAUUUCCAAAUUGUCGAUUCACUGUUCAUCCAAGUAAAGAAUCUACAAGUCGAGUGGUAUUUUGGAGAGAAUUUGAAGUGAUCAAUAGUUUCACAUUAGAAGCAACAUUUAAUGGUUCAACUUUACAAAAAAAACUUAAAGAAACUCUAAAGAACUUAGCACAACAAACGCUUACCAAUUUAUGGAUGACAAAAAUUCCAUUGACACCUGAAAAUACAAUAUCUGAAGAACAUAAAGAUAAUCUAUCAAUCCUCAAUAAGAAACCAUAUGAUUUUAUCAAAUCACAAUUAUAUACUACUAAUAAGCAAUUCUUUCAGUCAACUAUUAAUAAUCAUAAUAAUAAUAAUGAUUCAAUAUUAAAUUAUUCAUUAAAUGAUCCCGAUCAAAUUGAUGGUGAUCAAAUCAAUAAUGAUCAAAUGAAUGAUUCGUUGGAACAAUUAGCUAAAGCAAUACAUGUAUUAGAAAAAUCAAUAGAAUUACAUAAUAUUGAAUUGAAUGAAAAUGAAUUAUGUAAUACAAAUGAUAAUGAUAUAAGUUGUACUUCAGAUUCAAAUUCAGAUAGUGAACCAGAAAUGACAAUCACUGAUCAAAAUUCAUUAAAUCAAUAUUACAAUUUACGUGGUGAUCUUAUUUUAACUAAUCAAAUACAAACUAUCCUAUCAGAUCAGUCAAAACAAUUGAAACAGUCUAAUAAUACUGAUCAUGACAUCACAAGAUCAUAUAAAUUGAAGAAAAGAAAAAAGAACAAGAAAAAGAAAUUACAAACACUUCAUGAUCGUCAUCUUCGUCAUCGUCAUCAUCCUCGUCAUCAUCAUUAUCAUCAAUUCUCUUCUAUACAAAAACAAUCAUACAAAAAUAUUUCAUCGAAUCAAAGUCAAAACAAUGAUAAUUCUACUAUUCAUUCAAAACAAUUAUCAUCUAAUUCAACUUCAUUAUCACCACCACUACCGCCAUCAUCCUCAUCAACAUCAUCGUCAUCAUCACCUAUAGAAGGAAAAGGUACAUUAUCUGAACAGAAUCAUAAAGAAAGACUAAGUAGAAGGUUAUAUUAUCUUAAUAAAUAUACUGGACAAUCAAAUCAUGGUAUACCAUGUUUUGUUGAGAAAAGAUUAUUUCAUCGUUCAUGUCAGCGAAUUCGUACAGUUUGGGAAAAUAUCGACUUGACUAAUGCGCAAACAAUACAUGCUCAACGAAAAUUUGUGGAACGAUUUAUAAACAAUUUAGAGACAAAAAUCUCCAAAUUAAAGUCUACUGAUAAUGUUACAAAUAUUGAUGUUUUAAAAUAUUUAAAACAAAUACAUUUGGAAGCAAAACAUCAAUUACAAUUAAUUCAAAGUCAAUUAAUUGAUAAAAAUCAUCCAUACAAAUCAACAAUGAUCCAUGAAACUAUGACAACAAUAACUAAUAAUAUUGGAAUACCAUAUCCUCCACCGUUACCAAAUUUUACUACUACAGGUCAUCAUAUAAAAACACAUUCAGCAAUAAUAACUACCACUAACAACAGUACAGCCAAAAGAAAUAUGCCAAUAGUAGAAGGCGGAAGAAUUGAAAGAAAUAACAAUGAUUUAAUUCCUCGAAGUAGAUCAUGCAAUCUGUUUCUAAGGAAUAAUAAUAAUAAUAUCAAUAAUAAUGGUAAUAAUAAAGACAAUAAACUUCUUGAAUUGCCUAAAAUUAAAGAGAAAAUAUCAGAAAACAAUAUUAUGUAUCAUUCUAGAAACAAUUCUAAUAUCCUUGAUGGUAUAGACAUGAAAGUUUAG